Plasmodium gaboni is the source of this 1779-nucleotide messenger RNA. RefSeq lists its product as hypothetical. The transcript has 17 exons. The record is from RefSeq and is a predicted model, not a curated record. Bases 1 to 1779 code for a protein of 592 amino acids. NCBI's taxonomy places the organism in Eukaryota, Apicomplexa, Aconoidasida, Haemosporida, Plasmodiidae.
AUGAAGGAAAAUUUGAACUCUUUCUCUAAAUAUAAAUUUGAAAAUGAUGAUAAAAAAUGCAAUAAUAAGAAUAAAAUAAUUAUGAAAUAUAUGAAUACUGUAGAGCAAGAACUGAAGGAACAAGAAGAUCACUAUUCAGAAAAAAAUAAAAUGAACAGUAGCUUGUCUAAUAAUGAAUGUGAACAGGAGAGUUUUUUAGAUAGUGAUGAUAAUCUUAUUUUGUCAGAUGAUAAUUUGAAAAGCUUAAAUGAGGAAGAAGCAGAUAAAAAUGUUUUAAACGAUAGUUUAAAGGAAAAUAUAUGUUCAAUACCUGAAGAAGUUAAUUUUAAUAAUAAUCUUGAUAAUGCAUCUGAUGAUAUAUCAUUAAGUGAGGAAAGAAAUAAAGAUGAAUCACAACAAGAAUGCAACGAUUUAGAAAAUUUUAAUGUAGAAGAAAAGGAAGAAGAAUAUGAUAUAUCAAACUGUGAAGAAAAUAAUAUUCCUCAAGUUGAACAGGAAGAGAAAAAUGAAAUAGCUAUCCCUGAAAAUCAAAAAGAAACUCAGGAGGAAAAAAGAGAAUUACCUCUACAUGACACUUAUGAUAAAAUAUCUUUUCAAAACACUAUGGACUUUAAUACAACAAAAAAUGACCUCUUUUAUAUGGAUGUUCAAAAUAUUAAUGAAUGGAAAAUAAAAUAUCGAUACUUAACUUCCUCGUUUCGUAAAUUAGACAAAGAAAUAAACAAGAUGAUAAACAAAGAUCAUAUUAAUUUGUUGAACAGAAGGAGUAUUAAGCAACAUAAGGAUUUUUUAGAUAAUGAAUAUAAGGAGUGGUUAUACACUUUACAAAAAACAAUAUCCGAAUAUAAGAAGAACAUAAGUUCUUCUGUUUCCGAUUUGAAUGAAAAGGAGUACUUCAUUUUAUCAAAAAAUAUUUUUGAUGAUUUUAAAGAAAAAAGCAUAGAAGAAAAUAAUAUAAAUAUUACCAUAUAUAUGCUAAUUAUGAAACAUGAAGUUUCAGUUGAUGAAGGGAUUCUGAAAUAUUUAGAGGAUAACUAUAUGUCUUCCAAUAUAGAUAAAGGUGUAUAUAGUAUAAUUCAAAAGCUGGUAGAAACAAGAAAUCAUAUUGAAGACAUAGGAGGAAAAACAGGUAAAUGGAAUGAUGAUGAAAAUAAUUAUUUUAUGAGGGUAUAUGAAAGCAAUAUCAGUUUAGGAGAUGAAAUCGUCAUCAAUAUAUUAAAAAAUUGUAUAAACAAGAGUGAAGAAGAAAUACUUGAGCAUAUAACAUGGUACAAACAAUUUCUCAUCUAUAACAAUUUGAAGAAUAAAUAUAUUAAUACAAUUAAUAUCAUUAAUAUAAACGAGCAAAAAAAAAACAGCAUCAAAGAUGUAGAAAAGAAAUUUAUGAUACAGCAGUGGAAAGAGAAAAAAAAACAAGAAACAGAAAGCAAAAUUAAAGAGAAGGAACAAACUAAAAAAGAAGAAAUGAAAAUAAAUAAAAAAAUAAGAGAAGAUAUUAAGAAAAAGAAACAAAUAAUACAAGAACAACUUAGCAUUAAAAAGGAGGAAAUAAAAAAAAACAAGACUGAAAAACGACAAAAAAAUGUGCUGUCUGAAGAAAUGUUGCAAAGAAUAAAUGAAAGGAAUGAAAGGCUGUUACAAAAAAAAGUACAAUAUAAUAAUAACAUUAUUGAAGAAAAUAACAACGAAAAGGAUAAAAAAACAAAACAAAAGUAUAUGCAUAUACAAAGUAAAUUACUAAGUAAUACAGGUAAAAAAAAAAAAAAAAAAAAAAUGUAA